Paramisgurnus dabryanus is the source of this 924-nucleotide messenger RNA. Its product is annotated as sperm axonemal maintenance protein CFAP97D1. The record is from RefSeq and is a predicted model, not a curated record. Lineage: Eukaryota; Metazoa; Chordata; Actinopteri; Cypriniformes; Cobitidae.
GACAUCUAUUAGUCAUGCACAAAUCCUACCAGCCAUUAAAACCUGUAACUAACAAAUACCUGCAGAAGAAAUGGGAUCAGACGCAUUAUGAGGAUCAUCGGAGUAAGGUGCGAUCAGCCAAACCUGUGGUGAACACCAGAGGAGUCCAAACACCAGCUCAUAUUCAACUCAAACUGAAGAAACAUCAGGUUGAAGAAGAGAGACGGGCGGUGAUAGAGAGAGAUAAUCAACUGUUGGCUAACAGAUUAACAGCUAUCACACAAUCUAAAGGACUCGUGGAUCACUGGAAUCAUUACACACUAAACAGUCUGAACGGUGAGAGACGGAGGGCGGAGAUACUGCAGGUGACGCAUGAAAACCAGGCCAUCUAUCAGCGAAUCACAGAGCGUAAAUCUGAAUACAGAAAGGAACUCUGGGAAGAGAACUGGGAAAAAGUCGAGCAAAGGAGAGACGACAUCGCCCGAUAUUCACGAGGAGUGACUAAUAAACAGAAACCUAACAAGUGUGUAAAGUUUUCAUCAGGAUCAUCAGGAGGGAGUCAGAGUUCAUCUGCUAGUGUAGAUGAUGAUGAUGAUGAAGAUUACAAACACUGACAAAUCAGAUGGCAGACUUGUGAGAAGUAGGGGCUCAUUCCCCCCUUUUUAUCGCAGCCAUUCAUGCGCAAUCAAAUUACAUUUCACGUAAUGAAUGUGGGGUCUGGGCUUGAGCAGAAAGAGCUUUCAACUUCAGAAAGUAAAGCAUUGCAAAACUCUAUUUUGUAUUUGUUUUUUGUUUGUGUUUUAUUUUUGUAGAUUAUAUGAUGAAAUAUAGUUUAAUUUAAAAAAGCAAACAUAUUGUAAUCAUAGAUGAAUUUUCUCUGAAUUGUUCCAUGAACCUACAGAGCAGUAACGACAUGAACUGUAAAUAAAUAUCUGCAUUUGGUCA